AAAAAAAAAAAAAAACACACACACACACACGGCACCAGAAAUUAGGACUCCAAACCCUAAUAACUCUUGAUAAUGAUCUUUGAAUGUUCCGAUCGAAAUCAACGAUCAACAUUACUACUAGACGUUUUGAUUGAAGUUAAUAGAAGUGAGAUUUGAGGAUUUUCUCUUCUUUGAGAUCGAUUUCAGAGAAACAAAUGUAUAAGAAGCGUCUUCAAGAGCUGACACAGAGGAGUUGAUUUAACUUUUCGUUGUAUAUGCGUAUCAGAUAAGGUCUAGAUCACAGGGGUGUACAAGAACCUUUUGCAAGAGGUGUCUCAAAUGGGUCUCGUGUCCAGAUCACAGGAGUGUUCAUAAAGAAUCGGGUCGGAGGAAAUGGGUCUCGUGUUUUUUACUGGAAUCUAUAUGGGUGCGAUGUCUUUCUCUAAUGAGAGAUAUGAUGAUACGAUGUGCUUGAUAUUCCAGUUAGAUUUUUGUGGGUUUUCUUGUUUAUUGCUUGAUCGAUCGAUUGAGGAUUUUUUAAAUGGAUGUUUAUGUAUUCUUCUGUUUCUUAAUCAUUUUAUCUUGGAUUUUAGACCUAUGAAUUGGGUCUUCAUGAGUUCUUCUUUUUCUUGAUUCCAUUUGGGAUUUAUGAUUUCAGUAAUCGAUAUCAUCCCCUGCUCUUGAGCAUUGUUCAAGCUUUAAGUUAUUUUUUGUUUGGGUUUUAUGGGUAUUCUUGUUCAAACUUUAAUGACACCUGCAAAUCAGAAACAGAGAGAUUGGGGCAGAACAUCCGAAGGUGGAUGAAGAAGGGGAUGUGUUUUUCAAAAAAAUUCAUAGACCUCUCAUUGUUUUUGGAUUGAAUAUGGCUCACAAAGAAAAUGAUGAAUAGUAGAUCCCCCAAGAAAAUGUAAACCCCAAGGGCUUCUGUCUUCAAUGCCUUUCUUAUACCCCAAAAGAAAUCAAAAAUAGGGUCAGUCUUAUGAAUUUAUAGUGCUCGAAUCUUGUUGUGUUCUUGCUUGUUGGGAAGGCAUCUGCGAUGAAUGUUGCUGGUUUCAUCGAUUUAUGAUCAUCAUUUUUUAUGGUUUGUUUGGAGAAGAUGAGUUGGGUUAGCUUAGAGAGAGAGAGAGAGAGAGAGAGAGAGAGAUUGGUUUUUUAUUUUCUUUUAAUUAUAAAAACAUUUAAAUAAAUAAAAAUACUAAAAAAGCAAUGACAAAUCCGUCAUUAUAAAAAAGUUCAAAGCAAAUUAGACCAAACCAGCAACAAAAUGAAACACCAAAUCUUUUUGAACAUGGCAAUUUUGAAUAAACCAAUGAAAAGUUUGGACCACCCAAAUCUUUUUGGACGUGAGAAUUUUGAAUAAACAAGGCUAUUUGUGCAGUUUAGCCUGAAAGAAACAAAUUUUGAACACCCAAGCUUUUGUGUGAGGGUUAAAAGUUAAAGCAAAAGGAAAAUUGGGUAAAACAAUGGGUAAAAAGGGUAAAUACAAAUUUACCCUUUUGUUAUGCAUUCUCCACUUUCUGUCCUGAGGUCCAACAAUGGCAGCAACAUCCGAAGACGCCAGCAUGGAAGAGAGGGAGGAGCUCAUGGUAUCACCCAAACUUGCUAAACACCAUCACCCAACUCGCAAAGUUGCCCGAUUUUUAAAACCCUCUGUUAGCUCCAUUGAUGUCCAACCCUUUCCUUUUAAUCUUCCUACAGCGUCUUCUGUUCCAGAAAAAAGUUCGUUGAAUGUGUCCUUCAAUGGUUGGAGAACCACACACAGGGAUUGGAAACCAUGGGUUGAUCGCAUGCAUUGUAUGCACCAAUCUACCUGGAAAAAAGCAGGAAUAGAGCAAGCUGUGUAGAAUUCCUCAUAUGAAAUCACGAAAAACGAUGACUUGAUUCUUGGGUUUGCACAAAAAUGGUGUCAUGAGACCAAAACAUUCGUGUUUGUAUUCGGGGAAGCUACAAUCACUUUGGAAGAUAUGAUGGUUCUCGGAGGGUAUUCUGUGUUAGGUGCAUCUGUUCUUACUCCUGUUGAAAACACAGAAUCGAAAACGGUUUUAGCGAAAUUGUAUGAAAAAAAAGUAGAGUUUUCAAGAUCGACACUUAGAAAAGCUGAUCAGGUUAGCUGGUUGAAGAAAUUCAAAGACAGCGGAAGCGAAAUCGAGCACGAAGCAUUUCUCGCAUUUUGGUUAUCCAGGUUUGUAUUCCCUUCAUCAUACUCAACAGUUGCUCGAAAUGUUUUCCCCAUUGCUGUUCAUUUAGCUAGAGGCAUUAGACUUGCUCUUGCCCCUGCUGUUCUUGCCACCAUAUACAGAGAUUUAAGCUUGUUAAAAGCUAAACUUACUGAUCAGAACGAUGAUCCGUCGAUUACAAUUUGGGCUCCUUUACAACUUCUUCAAAUCUGGAUCUGGGAGAGAUUUCCGAAGCUAAGGCCUAAUGUCGGAGGUAGCUGCAACCCAAAGUUUGCUAGAUGGGCGAAAAAGAAGGUGCAGAUCGACAAUAUUGGCUCAAUUUUGGAUCGUGAUUCAGAAGACUUCUGUUGGCGACCAUAUACUGAUGAUUUGGGUAACGAGAAAAACGGAAAAUGGGUUGUUGUUGGUGGUGAUUGUUUGGAUGAAGAAUCGGAGUCAUGGGGUCGAUGUUUUAGGGUUUCUGAAUUAGUCGGGAUACAAGGGAAAUGUAUCGAACAAUAUCUACCUCAUAGAGUCGCAAUGCAAUUUGGCAUGGAUCAAGACAUUCCUGGUAAAGUCCCACGAAACAACGGAAGUCCUAAAUCAGCUUGGAGCUUUUACACAAGGCCAUUGAUGGAUCUUAAACUGUAUCUUCCAUCUCGAUUCUCUGAGCCGUAUGUCACUGCUAGAUACUUUGAGUGGCGGAAUAAGUCAACUGGACUCCAUAGUUUGCUUUCUCAGAUGGGUGAUAAUGAAACGAAAACUUCUGUCAAAGAUGACUCAAGAACUGAAAAAUCCAAAGAAUCUGUGGGUGACACCACCAGAACUUGCGAUGUGUCUCAUGAUGGAGCGAGCCCUGGCAACGAAGAUGGAGAUACAUCGGGAUUGGAGCUUGAAGCAAGAAUCAAAAGACUAGAGGAAGUUUUUGCAUAUCUCAAAACUAGAAAAUAUGGAAACAGGUUACUGUAGAUUGCUUUAUAGGUUACUGUAGAGGAAGUUUUUGCAUAUAUCAAAAGGCAAAUUAGUCAUUGUCGAAAAUCACAAUAAAACUAGGGGUUUUUGCAAUAAAUAAAUUUAAAACUUUUCAGGGAACGAUACAAUGAAAAUGACAUGCCACAAUGACCAUUUAUGUAGUUUACUCUAAAUUAUAUAAAUACUAUGUGUUUGAAAGGACAUAUGUAUUGGAUAAAAUACCAAAGUAAAACUGUUGUCAAAAUGAAACGAUAUCCACUAUUUAGUGGUAAAAUUUAUUAAAUUGUUACAAGGGUGUAAGAAUUGUUUGAUGAAAUGCAUAAGUAAUCGGACAUAAAAGGAAACAGCAUACAUUGAUUAGUGAUAAAUUUCAUCAAAUUCUUACAAGCAUUCAACAAGUGUUCGAUGAAAUGUCCAGAUAAACCACUCUCAAAAAGAAACAAUACCCAAACAGAUUGAGCCAAUAUCACAUACAAAAAAUUUCAUCAAUUGUGCAAAAAACAGAAAAACAAA
Messenger RNA from Lactuca sativa (garden lettuce), 3620 nucleotides. RefSeq lists its product as uncharacterized. The record is from RefSeq and is a predicted model, not a curated record. NCBI's taxonomy places the organism in Eukaryota, Viridiplantae, Streptophyta, Magnoliopsida, Asterales, Asteraceae. Gene Ontology annotation, biological process: meristem maintenance; meristem development.